This is a messenger RNA of Suillus subaureus, 935 nucleotides long. RefSeq lists its product as uncharacterized. Lineage: Eukaryota; Fungi; Basidiomycota; Agaricomycetes; Boletales; Suillaceae. The transcript has 2 exons. The coding region runs from base 38 to 721 and encodes 227 amino acids. The record is from RefSeq and is a predicted model, not a curated record.
UGCUUCUAUCGACCGGAGACGCGAGCGCGAGCGCGACAUGUCGAUUGGGUGUCGUGGCCGAUGUGAAUCUGUUUCUAGGAUGUUCCCUCGUCCACCAGUUUGUGCUGUGUCCUUCAAGCCUCCUACCACAGGUCCCCAAUCCCGUUAUCGCAAAUCUGAACCCGAAUCUGUGACGGUUUCCCAUCCACCAAUGUGUGCUGUCUCCUUCAAGCCUCCUACCACAGAUUCCAAACCCCGUCAUCGCAAAUCUGAAUCUGUGACGUUUUCCCGUCCACCAGUUUGUGCCGUCUCCUUCAAGCCUCCUACCACGGGUCCCCGAUCUCGCCAUUGCAAUUCUGAUUCUGAUUCUGUGGCGUUUCCCCGCCCACCACUUCACGCUACCUCCUUCAAGCCUCCUACCACAGGUCCCCAAUCUCGUCAUCCUCGUCGAUCAUCGUUCGACUACGCGACUGGUCACGGUUACUCCGGUGAACGCCAACAUCCUGUUUAUGUUUUACCUCCGGCUGCUCCAGCUCCACAGAUACCUCUGCCCCCACGACAAUGUGAUCGCACUACCUCGGUGGAGGCGGUUCGUCGCCUUCCUUUCCUCAGCCCCGAGGUCCCUUCGUUUGAAAAGUCUAAGCCGUCUGGGCUAACCCGCUUCAAUCCCUUCAACAGGCUGCGCUUGGCGACUAUGUCUACUUCGCAGAAGAUCCGCCGCAAAACUGUUAGCAGAGCAUGAUCUUGCUUUUGUGUCCCACAUCCCAAUAUAAUUCAUUGAUUUAGACUCAUAGCCCUUUCCUUAACAUGAUACAUCCAUGCAACCUAUAUUUAUUUUACAUAGAACAUACCCUAGAUGUCUUGUUAGACUGUACUGUGUACCGAUAGGUACUGCUUUUCACUAGUUUUUGACUCCGAAUCCUGACCCUCGUUGUAAUCACACGGAAAUUUCUUGG